Penicillium bovifimosum is the source of this 1803-nucleotide messenger RNA. RefSeq names its product fungal specific transcription factor domain-containing protein. The coding region runs from base 1 to 1803 and encodes 600 amino acids. The transcript has a single exon. The record is from RefSeq and is a predicted model, not a curated record. Gene Ontology annotation, biological process: DNA-templated transcription. Gene Ontology annotation, cellular component: nucleus. Gene Ontology annotation, molecular function: zinc ion binding; DNA binding. NCBI's taxonomy places the organism in Eukaryota, Fungi, Ascomycota, Eurotiomycetes, Eurotiales, Aspergillaceae.
AUGGUUGCCAUUAAUAUCUUUCACGAACCUACAUUUGCAGAAAAACUCUCAAACAUUCCUUCACUCUAUCAAUUGACUGCCCUGCUCGCUGCAAUAGUUGGGUAUGCCUCACGGUUCCAAGCCCCCAGAGACAUGAGAGCCGACAUCCCGCCUCGUGAUAAUGAGAAGCCUGAACACUUUGUUAGGCGUGCUUUUCAAUACGCGAACAAGGCUCUUGUAGAGUGUGAUGACGAGAUGCCACCUCUUUGCGUUCUGCAAGCGCUCAUCAUUGCAACGCAUUGCCAGCUCACCCGAGGUGUCCGCGGAAAGGCGUGGAGGUCUUUGGGCCUCUGUGUUCGUCUGGUAUACGAGCUAAGCCUGCACCAACUUGACAGUGAAAUUAGCGCCAGACCUACCGAUACCCAACAGUGGCAAGCGGACGAAGAAAAGCGUCGUGCCUUUUGGGCGGUCUUCGAAAUGGAUAUUUUCGCCAGCACUAUUCGGCAAACACCAACGGCGAUCGACUGGGCACACAUGGAGGUACUACUGCCGGUUGAUAAUGCCAAUUGGUUCCAGGGCCAGCCGGCUCCAAGCUGUUUCAUGGACGCCGAUAAAAACCAGUGUUGGAAGGCGCUCCAGGAUAGCGGCAAUCAGUCCCCGAAAGCAUGGUUCCUCGUCAUCAAUUCCAUGAUGAAAGUUGCCCAUUACAUCUCGGAUUCCCAGCGACUAUCUGCUAUGGGCAACAGUGGCCAUCAGCAGUCGAGUCAGCGUACCACUUGGGUCGAGGAGAGUCGACAGAAACUGGAGAAGCUGGGAAAUGCAGUGCGUUGCUUUAGUCUGGCUUUACCGGCGCAUUUGCGAUAUUAUGAUCAGUAUUUAUCCUUCGGUGCGCCGGUACAGGGACAAUUGGAAUCUCAACGGCAGCAACAUUGUUCCUUGUACAAUAUCUUUGUCAUGACACAGCUUACUCGGUUGAUGAUCCACAGAUACGAUGCAUUCAGGCCUCAGAGUCGUCAAUCUGACAUCAACGCCGGUUCCCGACCUGGCGAUGUGGCCGGUGCGAUUCCAUUCAAUCCACAAGAUACCGAGAGCGCGGCGCAGCGACAGUACUAUGAAGCAGCAGAUGGCAUCCUACGAAUUGUCAGCCAAAGCUGCGAGGAGCAUAUCCAACACAUCAACCCCUUCCUAUCUAGUACGAUAUGGCUUGCCUCGGCGGUGCAGCUGGUGCGCAAGCACUUUGCUCGAGCACCUGCCAGUCGAAGCUUGAUUAAAUCACGCUUUGACGUUCUCUACCUGACAUAUAGACGCUGCGUCGACUUUUGGGGCACGCAAACUGCCAUGCAGCGAAAUCUGGAGUCUCUUGAAGAGCAGCUCGAGGCUAGGAAACGAACGAUGGAUGCGCGCGAAAGCCAGUCUUCGUCUGACCAGACCAGCCACGUUGGGCACCAGAAAAGAAAACGGACACUCCCCACUAUGCCGCAUUUUACGGCGACGAAGAAGCCUAGACACAAACAGCCUCAGUAUAUACCGGAAUCACCGCGGGAUUAUGCUGAGGCUUCGACAUUUGUCGAUGGCGGAACAGAUGUCGUAGCCCAGGGCUAUGCGAGACACCAUCCCGAUGCGGUUGAUAGUAUGGUGAUGUUGGGGAUGAUGCCUCCUUCACAAGAUAGAAGCCAGACAUCUGGGCAGUACUUGAUGCCUCCCAGUUCUGAGUUUUUCGAUCCAGCAAUGGGUCAGGCCCAACAUGAACAGGUUCUUGAUUGGCCUACCUUCGACUUUUCGGGUGGUAUACAGGAUUUACUUGCCGGAUGGACUGCAUAUUGA